AUGGCUGAGGAAAUAGUGAUUGACAAAACAACCUUUUUCAAUCGACUAUCUAGCUUUUAUGCAGCAUGGAAGGCAGACAAGCGAUCAACCAACGCCGUAUUUGGCGGGGUGGGAUCGAUUGUCGUCCUGAUGGGAAAGACUGAUGAAGCAAAUUCAUUCCAAAAGAACAACGCGAUGCAUUUCUGGCUUCUUGGCUAUGAAUUUCCAGCUACACUUUUGAUAUUCACAACUGAAAUGGUUUAUGUUGUGACCACUGCUAAGAAAGCGAAACAUCUUAGCCCACUCAAAGGCGGCAAGAUCCCAGUUGAAAUUUUGGUGACAACGAAGGACCCAGAGCAGAAGAUGAAGUCCUUCGAGAAAUGCUUGGAAGUCAUUAAAACUGCUGGGAAAAAAGUUGGUGUCUUACCAAAAGACACAGCGAGUGGUCCUUUUGCAGAUGAGUGGAAGCGCGCAUUUGCAGACGUAUCAAAGGAAGUGGAAGAGGUUGAUAUCACGCCUGCUCUUUCAUCUGCCGCUUUCUCGGUGAAAGAUACUGAUGAACUGGUUUCUAUACGCAAUGCCUCAAGGGCUUGCAGCGGACUAAUGUCCGAGUACUUCGUGGAUGAAAUGUCGCGCUUACUCGACGAAGAAAAACAGAUGACACAUAAAUCACUCACAAUGCGAAUUGACGCGAAGAUUGAUGACGCGAAAUUUUUCAACAAGUUAGCAAGAUUACCAGCGGAAUUCGACGCUCAGCAAAUAGACUGGGCUUAUGGGCCUGUGAUCCAAAGCGGGGGCAAAUACGAUCUGAAAAUCACAGCUACAUCUGAUAACAACAACCUUCAGCCAGGAAUCAUCAUCGCGGGGUUUGGUAUUCGGUACAAGACAUACAGUUCAAUCAUCGCUCGCACCUAUUUAGUUGACCCGAGCAAGGCUCAGGAAGCAAACUAUGCUUUCUUAUUGAGUGUCCAUGAAAUAGUCAUGAAAGAUAUUCGCGACGGUACUGUCGUGAAGGAUUUGUACAACAAAGCAAUUGGUCUAAUUCGAGCUAAGAAGCCUGAUCUGGAGACUCAUUUUGUUAAAAGCAUUGGUGCUGGAAUUGGCAUUGAACUUCGAGAUGCGAAUAUGGUGUUGAACGGGAAAAACAACAGAAUAUUGAAGAGCGGGAUGACUCUUUCAGUAACUGUUGGAUUGACAGACGUUGAAGAUCAAGGAUCAAGGGAAAAGAAAAACAUUAUGUAUUCAAUGGUUAUCACGGAUACUGUUCGUGUUGGGGAAAAUGGUCCACAUGUGUUCACCAAAGAUGCCGGUAUUGACAUGGAUUCAGUUUCUUUCUAUUUUGGAGAUGAGGAAGAGCCUCAAAAACCCGCCAAAGAGAAGAGAGAAGCCAAGUCAAGCGCCAUUGCGAGCAGGAAUGUGACGCGGACGAAACUUCGAGCUGAGCGACCAACUCAAAUUAAUGAAGGUGCAGAAGCUCGUCGUCGUGAACACCAGAAAGAACUAGCCACAAAGAAGACCAAAGAAGGACUUGAUCGCUUUGCUGGCACUACUGGAGAUGAAAAUGGCGUCACCCAAAAAAAGUUCAAACGGUUUGAAUCAUACAAGCGGGAUAACCAGCUACCAACAAAAGUCAAAGAUCUGUCGGUUUACGUUGAUCACAAAGCCUCGACUAUCAUUGUUCCUAUCAUGGGUCGGCCGGUACCAUUCCAUAUCAACACAAUCAAGAACGCUAGCAAAAGUGACGAGGGCGAGUAUGCUUAUCUCCGUAUCAAUUUUCUUUCCCCAGGCCAAGGAGUCGGUAGAAAAGAUGAUCAACCUUUUGAGGAUUUAUCGGCACAUUUCUUGCGGAACUUGACUUUAAGAUCCAAGGAUAACGGUCGACUUGCUCAAGUCGCACAGGAUAUUACGGAGCUUCGAAAAAACGCAUUGAGACGAGAGCAGGAGAAGAAAGAAAUGGAAGAUGUGGUUGAACAAGAUAAGCUCGUCGAAAUCAGAAGAAUGUCUACUGACUUGUACUUAGAUCGUCGUCCUGUGAAGCUUCCUGACGUUUAUCUUCGACCACCGCUUGAUGGAAAACGUGUCCCAGGAGAAGUUGAAAUACACCAAAAUGGUCUUCGUUAUAUGUCGCCAUUCCGUAAUGAGCAUGUCGAUGUUCUUUUCAGCAAUGUGAAACACCUUUUUUUCCAACCUUGCGCCCAUGAGUUGAUCGUGCUCAUUCAUGUUCAUCUCAAAACACCAAUCAUGAUUGGAAAGAGGAAGACGAGAGAUGUGCAAUUCUACAGGGAAGCCACUGAAAUGCAGUUUGACGAAACUGGGAAUCGCAGGCGCAAGCAUCGCUAUGGAGAUGAAGAGGAAUUUGAAGCGGAGCAAGAGGAGAGGCGCCGAAGGGCGGCAUUAGACCGGGAGUUCAAAGCUUUUGCUGAGAAAAUCGCCGACGCUGGAAAGGAUGAAGGCGUUGAUGUCGAUAUCCCCUUCAGAGAAAUUGGGUUCACUGGUGUUCCAAAUCGGUCUAAUGUUCUGAUACAGCCGACGACUGAUGCCCUUGUUCAAUUGACGGAGCCGCCUUUCCUUGCCAUUACUCUGAACGAGAUUGAAAUUGCGCAUUUGGAGAGAGUGCAGUUCGGACUCAAGAAUUUCGACCUCGUCUUUGUGUUCAAGGAUUUUCACAGACCUCCUGUCCAUAUCAACACAAUCCCUGUCGAAGCUUUGGAGGGGGUCAAGGACUGGCUUGAUUCUGUCGACAUCGCAUACACAGAAGGCCCCCUCAAUCUGAACUGGACUACAAUCAUGAAAACAGUAGUGAGCGAUCCGUAUGGAUUUUUUGCCGAUGGAGGUUGGUCGUUUUUGGCAGCAGAGUCAGACUCCGAAGACGGUUCAGGAGACGAAGAAUCUGCUUUCGAGCUUUCUGAAUCUGAGCUAGCUGCAGCAGAUGAAAGCUCGGAGGACGACAGUGAAUUUGACGAUGAUGCUAGUGCUGACGCUAGUGAGGAUUUCAGCGCUGACGAGGAGAGUGGAGAGGACUGGGAUGAACUUGAGACGAAGGCUAAAAAGAAAGACCGAGAAGGUGGCUUGGAUGAUGACGACCGCGGUAAGAAGCGUAAACGGUGA
Aspergillus wentii DTO 134E9 is the source of this 3087-nucleotide messenger RNA. RefSeq names its product chromatin-remodeling protein SPT16 (gene spt16). Gene Ontology annotation, cellular component: FACT complex. Gene Ontology annotation, molecular function: nucleosome binding. The record is from RefSeq and is a predicted model, not a curated record. The transcript is spliced from 7 exons. Bases 1 to 3087 code for a protein of 1028 amino acids. Gene Ontology annotation, biological process: positive regulation of transcription elongation by RNA polymerase II; transcription elongation by RNA polymerase II. Lineage: Eukaryota; Fungi; Ascomycota; Eurotiomycetes; Eurotiales; Aspergillaceae.